AGAAGCUGCCUGCUUAGCCCUCAUCGGUAUCCGAGUAAGCUGCGGGUAUGGCGUAUGAUUUACGUGUCUGGCCUUCAUCUACACAGAGUCCGAGCAGUUACCCCGAAUGUUGUUCUGUACAAGUAACUUUAAUGAAGCCAGGCCUGCAUCAUGAUAACUACUUAGGCGUUUCUACCGACGGCGAUGAACUCUUUGGGUCGCAUACAAAGUAACUUCGAAGCAUAGGUUUCUAUCUAUAAGCACAUGCUCGUUACCGACGGAUGCACGAAACAAGGCCACAGCAAGGCGUACGGAGUCGACGCUGUCGCCAGAAUGCGUGACGACAGUAGGAGCGCUUUUAGGCAACCGCGCUCGUGAACAGCGUCGGGGUGGACAUUCGCUGCGCCGGGAGUGCCUGAGGCAAAAGCUGCCAGCCGCUGACGAAAAUGACCGCAUCCUCGGCGCUAUUCAGUCCAGCGCGCAUAACCCAGAUGCUCGCUGCCGCCGGGCCACCGGCAGGCAGCAACAACGUACGCAGCACUGGCGCUAGCAGCACCACGAGCACCGACCCCGCCACCCAGCCUGCAUCCAGCGCCUUGCGGCCCUUUCCCGGCGUCCCCAACCCCGCCUCACCCUCGCUUUCGCGCGUUGCAGCAACCACUGCAACCGGCGUGAACGGCCGUCCCCAGUCAUCCUCCAGCGGAGCAGCAUCUGACACUCCCACCGCCACUCCCGCCUCCCCCGCCAUCAUCACCGCGGCAUCCCCCAUUGCCGGCGCUCCCCCUAGCCCCCUAGGAACCCCCGCCGCCGCCUCCGCUCGCCUCACCGGCGGUCGCCGCGUACAGCUUCCUGGUGGUGGCGGCGGCGGUGGCGGCGGCACACCGCCCACCUCGGAAUCCGAACCCCGUGGUCGUACAUCGUACAACGGCAGCAUCAACCGACAACAGUUCCAACAGCAGCAACAACAACAACAGCAACAGCUGCUGCUGAAUGAGAGCUCCGUGUCAACGUACAACUCAUUCGGCAGCGGGCAGCGUGUCGGUGUUGGCGCCUCCGCCGGCGGCGAGCAGCCGCCCUCGCGCCUGCAGUCCUCCAGCGGAUCUGCCGUAACAUGGGGACCCGUGGGAUCAUGGCCUAGGGGUGGUGUACGAGGCCAACGUGGCGGUGGCGGCAUCUCACGUAACAGCGACAGCGGCUCCACGUCGGGGUUCCGGGCGCUUGCGUCCAUGCCGACCGGUGGCGACAUGUACCACUGGCAGCCGUCCGUGUCCGCGGUGCGGGGCACGCUGGAGGAGCACCAGCAGCGGCUGCGGCAGCGUGCGGACGUGACGACAGCGCUGAGGAAGUGGACGGAGCGGGUGCUGCUGGAGGCCAGGAGGUGGGGGGGCGGGGCGAGGUGGCGGAGGGGGGUCAGAGAGACAUGCCAGAAUGAUAUGCCUGAGCCAAAGUUUAGGGGAUAGAGUGAAGCAGGGGCGGGGAGAUGGCGAGGAGGGUACAGUUAGGGUACAUCAUGCUGGGCCGGUCAUUACGUGUGGCGAAUGUGGCGUAGGGAAAGAGCGAAAUGGGGGAGGGCAUAGCCUUGACAGGGUAUAGUACUUAUGUAUGUAUGUAUGUAUGUGUUACAAGCUUCGUACCGAGCUCGUAAGAUCCGUCCGAGCCAGAAGGCUCAUGGAUCGCGAGCACAAAACGCGAAAACAACCAAAAGAAGAAAAGUAAAACAAAAGAGACAAACAAACAGAACGCUAAUCAUAUGAUAAACCCUGUCUGCGCAAUCCUGCGACUUCGCAUGCUAGUGAUUACGCUAGCAAGCAAUGCCUGAUUCUCCAUGCCCAUGACAGCAAUCAUAUCAGCAUCCCGUGAGACACCACUUUCCCAUAUCUUAUCACGCAAAUCAUCGUAAGCGGGACAUUCAAUGAGGAUGUGUUUCUCAUCUUCCACUCUCCCCGGCGACCCCUGCACGGCACACAUAGGACAGACACGCGCUACUCGUUGCCUACCCCUAGGGCGAUUGGCUUCAGUACUUAUAGACUAUUAACUUUCUCCUUUCCUGUGCCGUACUUCUCCACGUCUUCCCCUCCUGAGCCCCUUCCUUCCCUUCCUGCUCCCCCUUUCCGCCUCGCCGCCCUGCCUCCCUCCCGCCUCGCUCCCCCCUGCUGCCCCUCUCCCCCCUCCCUUUCCUGCGUGCGCCUUUCCCCUUUCCUGCCUUCCUGCCUUUUUGCCUCCUCCCCCCCUCCCUCCGCGCAGGCAACCCAAGGGGAGCUUCCGCUGGUAGGGCCGCCACACUCUCUUAAGGGACCAUGCCGUACGAAAAUGCCCCGUUAGAUUGCCGUACACAGGAGGCACCCAGGCUGCUGAGGCUGAGCCCCUCGAGCACAUGGAACCUACCUUCCUCCUCUCAGCCCCUCCUUACUCCCCUCUCUCCAUAACUGCCGUACCACAACCGCCGCCGCCCCUCUCCCCUUCUACCCCUUUCCCCUCCUCUCCUCCUUCCCCCCCUCCUUCCCUCCUUCCAGGCCCGACGGAUUCAACCGGCUACGCGAACUCGCAGCCGCAGCCGGCCUGCCCUUCGACGACACCACCGCCACCGCCACCGCCACCGCCACCGCCACCGCCACUGCCGGCGCAAGCUUCAGCUCCAUGCACCCCCCCUCCGCCUCUGCUGCCGCGCUGUCAUUCAUGGGGGGCCUUAUGGACGAGGCUGACGCCGACCAAAUGGAUGACGAUCUGGAUGAGGAUGAGCGGCGGGUGGCGGCGGCUGUGCGGUCGCCUCCCGACCCGGCGGGUCUGGGUGCGCAGCUGCGGGCGCAUUUCAUGGCGGUGGUGGAGGAGGAGGUGUCGCGGAGGUUUACCGAGAUGCGCGGCAACUGGGAUGCGGAGAUGGCGGUUGAGAUGGAGGAGCUGCGGGAGCUGCGCGAGUCUCACAAGGAGCUGCGGCGGGUGCACGGGGAGACGCGGGAGGCGCUGGAUAAGGCAAACACGAGGCUGGAAAUGAUGAGGUGGCAGGUCAAGGGCAACCUCUCCGACACGCCCCAGCCAGGCGCCCAGGGCUCUACCCUCACAGCUGCCCCAUCGCCCGACCCACAAGAUCCCAACAACCCCGCCAACGGUAAUACCAACCCAAACCCAGAUCCCAACGCCCCGGGACCCGCCAACAGCCGCAGCGAAAGCCCCUCUCGAACCAACCGCUACAUUACCGGUCUGGGCAAGGGCGGUAACAAGGGGGGCGAGGAGGGGGAUCGCCAGACGACGGGUGAGGGCAGCGGCAGCAGGAGGCCCACUGUUUCCUCGUCCAUGGGGGACUUCGGAGGGGGAGGGGGCGCGGGAGGCGGCGGCGCGGUGGGUAUGCUGCCUUCCAUUGAGGAGCAGCUGCAGGAGCAGUUGAAGGAGCAGGUGGAAUCGGCAGCGGUGCUGGCUCAGAGGCUUCAGGACGCGGAGCAGCAGGUGGAGCGCCUCAUCGUGGACCGCACGCAGCUGCAGCGCCAGCUCGACGUGGCCAUCAGGUACGCUGCCAAGGCACCACCCGCUAACAGCCCCGAGCCACCGCCGUCACCCCCGCCGCCUGCGACAGCGGCGGCGGCAGCAGCCAAAGGCCGCACCGGCAGCCGCGGCGGCGGCUCCGCCGCCGCCGGACGCGCCGGUAGGUCCGGUCGUGGUGGCGGCCGAGGAGGCGGACGUGGCGGUGCGAGGGGGCAGAAGGGUGCGGCAGCGGCGGCAGUGGUAACAAGAGGGGGAGGAGCGGCGGAUGCGGCAGAGAUGGCGGCGAUAGCGGCUGCGGUGGAGGCGGAGCGGGCUAGCAUGGGCAUGCCGCAGGAUGCGGAGCUGGUUCGAGCUGAGCUGGCGAGCUCCCAGGCGACGCUGGCUACGGCUUUGGAGCAGCUGGCGGCGUUGCGGGAGGCGCUGGCGCGGGAGAAGGCGCGUGCGGAGGAGGCGGAGAAGGGGGCGGCGGCGGUGCCGGCGGUGCCAUCUGUGGUGAUGGAUGCGGCGGCGAUGAGUAAGGCGGCGGCGGCGCUGGCACGUCACCGACAGCAGCAGCAGCAGCAGUUGCAGGCGGGUGGCGGCGGUGCAGAGGGGGGGGAGAAGGAGGCUGAGGAGGGCGAGGUGGAGGAGGCGGCGGAAAAGGAGGGUGCUGGGGGGGAUGCUGACGCCGUAGAAGGAGCAGCAGCGGCAGUGGCAGCAGAGGAGGAGGAGGCUGAUAAGGGUCCAGCUGCAGCAGCAAAGGUGGGCACACAGGCUGGCGGCGGGGGUGGUGGCGUGGCGGAGGCGACGCAAGGAGAGGCUGCUGCUGCUACCGCUGCUACUGCUGGCGGCGGCGGCGAGGCGCAUGCAGAGGAUGAUAUGGAUGCCGAGGCGGCGGCGGCACAUGCCCUGCUGGAGAAACUGCAAAGCGAGCGGGACUACGCAUUCGCAAACGUCCGCGACCUACAACAGCGAAUACGUGAGCUGUCUCGCCAAGUCGGGGAGCGCAACGAUGAGGUGAUGGCGCUGCGGGAGCAGCUGCUGCAACAGCAGCUGGCGGCAGCGGCAGCCGCCGUCAACGUCGGCAGAAGCCGCCGCCGCCGCUACCGCCGCUGCGGCUGCCGGCGAUGUAGCGGCGGCGCCUGCGGCGCCGCCGCCCAAGGCUGCGUCCGCCGUAGCGGCGGUAGCUGCAGCAGCGGCGGCGGCAAUGCAGAGUUUGGGCUUGAAGGAUUGGUACGACAGCACGGCGGCGGCAGGGGUGAAGCAGCCGCCGGCCCUCGCGGCGGAGCUGGCGGGACCGGAGGCGUCCUUGGCUUCCAUGGCUUCAACCGACGCCGCCGCCGGCGCCGCUGCAGCAGGUCAGUCACCGUCACCAACAUCCUCUCCUGGGUCGCCGCAACGGGCGCCGCCGCAGCAAGCGUCCAGCAUGAUCUCGGUCGGCGGCGGCGUCAUGACGGACCAGAGUGAGGGCGGCGGCGGCGGCGGAGGCCCUGGAAGUAGCUCUGGCGGCGGCACCAGCGUGGGCUUUGCUGCCGCCGCCGCGGCGGCGGCGCUCGUACCAGCAGUUAUGGAGGAGCUCCGGCGGCGGAUACCUUUCGUUGUGUACGACGCAACAUGGGGUGCUAUCAGCGGCAGUAGCAGUGGCGGUGGCGGGGAUCCGACGACUUGGGCGCAAGAUGUGGACCCAGGCGCCGCCGCGGCGGCGGCGGCAACGGCGGCAGCAGCAGCCGCGCAGGAAGGCGGCGACGUGGCUUCCUCCGCCGCCGCCGCGGCGACGGCAGCAGCAACACGAGUCGUCUCUGUAGUAUCCACCUUGGUUCGAGCUGAGCUCAUGCGAGCUGGUUCACGUGCCCUUCGGUUAGGCCUAAUGUCGCAGGGCCGCGCCGCCGCUGCCGCCGCCAGCGGCGCCGCUAGCGGCAGCGGCUCGCCGGCGGAGCCCUGCUCGCCGUCGCGCCGAAGCGGAAGUUCACUCUUCCACUCCCAACGCGUCCGAAGCACCAGCCACAGCCCCCAGCGGCGUCGCAGUUUGGCGGUGGCCUUCAACCCCAUUACCUUUAGCGGUGGCGUCGACGGCGGCGGUGCUGACGGCGGCGGCGAAUCUGGCGACGACCAGGUCCCGUCACAGAUCUCCCGACUCAGCGUCCUCAGCGGCCAGCGGCCGUACCAGUCCCAGCUGUCGACGGCAUCGUCGACGUCUCCGCCGCGCAUGUCGUACAGCUCCCGUUCCGUCGGUGGCGGCGGGCCGCCGUCAUCACAGCCAUCAGGGGCGAUGACGGCGGUGAUGGUUGACGGCAGCGUCACGUUCGUACCGCUGGACAUUCGGGAGGUUAGCCGGCCGCAGCGGAAGACUCAGAGUCUCGGCUCCUUCCUAACCCCCGGUCAGCAGCAACACCCGCACCACCCAACCGCCGCGGCGCAUCGCUCAAUAACCGUUGCUGCAGCCUCUGCAGCCUCUAGGGAAAGAUUGCAGCAGCAGCAGCAGCAGCAGCAGCAGCUCUCGUCCUCACGACAGGGAUCAGCGUCUGCUGCGCAAUCCGCCGCGACCUCUCGUGCGGUCAGCUUCGCCAGCCGCGCGGAAACUGCUACCACGGAUGAUUACGAGGAGGGUGAAGUCGGCGGAGGCGACGGCGACGGCGGCGGUAGCUUCCAACAACCGUCGACUGUCGUACCGGAGGGCGGCAGGGAAGGUGCCACCGUGGCUAGGGACGAAGGCGGCGCUGGCGCCGAUGAUGCGGCGGUCAGCAGCAACACAGAAGAGCUUGUCGCUGCUACCGCCCGACUUAUUGCGGAAGAUGCUUUCGGCGCUUUCGGCACCGACGGCGGCGUUGGCGGCGACGGGAGCGGCGUUGACGCCGCCGCGGCCGCCGCCAAUGCAGCUGACGGGGCACAGGGUGCAGCAGACGUUGCAAACACGGUAGCGGAGGUAGCGGCGGCAGAGGCGGAGAUGACGGCGGAUGUGAGCGGUCGUUCAAGUGUUUUCGUCACCGAUGGCGGCGGUGAGGGUGUCGCCGCUGCAGACAGCGCCGCCUCCGUCACCGCGGCGGCGGCGGCGGCACGUCCGACCGCGCGUCGCGGUGCCUCCGCCCACUCGGCCCUCAUGACGGUGACGCUGCCCGCCUCUCGUACGAACAUCCUGGCCGCCGCCGCCGCCCGCCGCCGCAAAAGCGCCUUUGCAACGCUGCACAGCACCUACCUCGCGCCCGCACAACAGGGAGCAGCCGGAGCGGCGUCAGCAUCGGAAGACGAAGCGACGAGCCCGCAGCCGCCGCCAUUGGCCGUCGGCAGCGGUGCCGCCAGUGCGCGAGCGUUACGAACCUCCCGUGACAGCAGCGCCACCGCCGCUGCCGCCGCCGACGGCGGCGGCGGCGACAGUCGCGUGCAUUGGUACCACCCGCAGCCGCCGCAUGCGCCGUACGUUCAGCUCCAAGCAGCGCUGCACGUCGGCGGCAUGUCUCCGGCAGCGGCCCGCGCCGCCGGCAACAUAAGCCCCGACGCGCAUCAUUAUCGGAUCCGGGGCACCUUCCGAGACGAUGCCGCCGGCACCGCUGGCGUCGGCGUCGGCGCCAGUGUCAGCGGCGGCAGCAGCGGCGGCGGCAUUACGCGUACGGCAGAUCUCAAGGUUCUUCGUCGGCCGCAGUCGGCGGCGGCGCGCGCACUCGAAGCCGCUCGACAGCAGGUUUCUCAAGAUGGCGGCGGCGGCGGACGCUUCGGUGUACGAUCGCGACCGCGACCCAUUUCCGCCGCAACCCCGUUGCCACCAAUGGAGCGCCUGUCGUCAUCGCCGCCGGCGUCGACCUCUCCGUUGUCGGCGGCGGGCACUGACGGUAGCAUUGGCGGCGGCGGCGGAACGGGAGUGGAGGGAUGGUCGUCGGUCGGCGGGGGCAGCUGCGGCGGCGGUGGCGGCAGCGGAAGCCCGCCGAGAGGGGUGGCGGUGUUGGCUGGGGCAGGAGCCCGGGUCCGAACCCUCACCGCCAACCCUCAAAAAGGCGUCCAGUUGCCCGCUCGCCUGCGCGGCUCCUCCUCCACGCCCCAACCGCCCCAACCGCCCCAACCUCUCCUGGUGCAGCACCUCUACCCGCAUCAGGGACACCCAGGGUACCACCCAGGUCGGCCUUCUCCACCCGGCGCCGCCGCCUCCGCCCUGUCAUCAUCAUCCCCAUCAACAUCAGCAGCACCCGCCGCAGCAGGUCUGGCAGCAGCCGUCUCCGCUGCUGCUGCUGCUGCUGCUGCUCCAGCAACCGCGCCCACUCCUCCAGCUACGUCCGCCGUACAUCCAGUUCCCGUCAACCGCGACGCUGUCUUGCAUGCAUACCACCAGCAGCAGCAACACCAACACCAACAACAACAACAGCACAUGCAGCAACUCCAGCUCCUGCAACUCCAACGCUUUCAAGCACUACAACAGCACGCAGACCCGUACGGCGAGGAAGACGAGGACGAGCAGGCGCAGUCCCGUACCCUCGCGCUUUCCCAGCAGCGGCUGCUGCAGCAAACAGGCGGUGUGUUAGCAACCCGCACUGCUUCCGCUGGCAUGGGCUUGUCGCCCCCGCUAGUGGAGCUGCAGCUGCAGCCCCGCCGUACCGUCGCCUACGCCGCCAACGCUGCCUACCUGGUCCCUGCGGGCAGCACGGGGCCGCUGUCACCACAACGUGGGCCUCCGUCCUCGCAACAUCACCAUCACCAUCAUCAACAUCAACAUCAACAUCAACAUCAACAUCAACAUCAACAUCAGCAGCAUGGGACGACAACAACAGGAGGAGCAGAAGGAGGAGGUGG
This is a messenger RNA of Astrephomene gubernaculifera, 8211 nucleotides long. The record is from the annotation of a GenBank genome assembly. Lineage: Eukaryota; Viridiplantae; Chlorophyta; Chlorophyceae; Chlamydomonadales; Astrephomenaceae.